AUGGGCAACGGAAACUUUGGAAAUCUGCCGGAAACGGCCAAGACGGCAAGUGUGCAGCCGUACUCGAUCAAGAUUCCCCAACAAGAUGUGGCUCAGAUGCAACAGCUUGUCGGAAUCUCACCGAUUGCUUCACCUUGCUACGAGAACUCGCUGCCCAAUGGCGAGAACAAUUAUGGACUCAGAAGAGAUUGGCUAGUUGCGGCCAAGCAACGCUGGGCAAACUCCUUUGAAUGGAACAAGAUAGAGGCUAGGCUCAAUGGGUACAAUCACUUUGUCGCCAAGGUGCCCGACGAGCAGCUGGGACAGACAUUCGACAUACACUUUGUAGCAUUGUUUUCUCAGUCACGCCAACCAGUGAAGCCGAUUUUGUUCCUUCACGGCUGGCCCGGCUCAUUUCUCGAGUUUCUGCCAAUGUUGAACCUGAUCAAAGAGAAGUAUACGCCCGAGAACCUGCCGUACCACAUCGUCGUUCCGUCCCUACCGGGCUACCUGUUCUCGUCGCCCCCGCCGCUGGACCGCGACUUUGGCAUGAGGGACGUCGCGCGCCUGAUGGACAGCCUGAUGGUGGACCACCUCGGAUUCGGCGAGUGUGGGUAUGUCGCGCAGGGAGGCGACGUCGGUUCGCGCGUCUGCCGCGUCCUCGCGGCCAAGUACGAUCGCUGCCUGGGGACCCUGCUCAACUACAACCGCAUGAUGAAGCCGGAAGGGUCAGCUGGGCCUGAGACGUGGUCGGAGGAGGAGAUGGCGGGGAUGGAGCGGUGCAAAUGGUUCGACACGGUGGGGACAGCGUACGCCGUCGCGCACGCCACGCGGCCGAGCACCGUCGGCCUGAUCCUCUCCUCCAGCCCCAUCGCGCUGCUGGCCUGGGUCGGGGAGAAGUUCCUGGACUGGUCCGACCCCAGGUCCUACCCGCCCGACGAGGGACAGCGGUACAGCGCGGAGCUCAUGGACGAGGUCCUGCUGUCGGCGUCGCUGUACUGGCUCACGGGCACGCCGCACCGCUGCCUCUACAGCUACAGAGAGACGUACGACGUCGACACCGGGAAGAAGAAGUGGCACGAACUCCCCGAGUAUCACAUCCGCGCGCCCAAGAAGUUUGGCUUCAGCUGGUUCCCGCUCGACCUGGCGGCGAUACCCAAGGCUUGGAUCGAGACCACGGGCGAUCUCGUCUGGUUCCGUCGCCAUCAGGUCGGGGGUCACUUUGCGGCCAUGGAGCAGCCCGCGGCGCUGUUUGGGGACGUGGAGGAGUUCUGCAAGCUUUUUGGGUAG
Pyricularia pennisetigena is the source of this 1269-nucleotide messenger RNA. RefSeq lists its product as uncharacterized. Gene Ontology annotation, molecular function: epoxide hydrolase activity. The coding region runs from base 1 to 1269 and encodes 422 amino acids. The transcript has 2 exons. Gene Ontology annotation, biological process: epoxide metabolic process. The record is from RefSeq and is a predicted model, not a curated record. Lineage: Eukaryota; Fungi; Ascomycota; Sordariomycetes; Magnaporthales; Pyriculariaceae.